AUGGCCCCUGCCACCGCCGAAAGCGCGUCGCCCAUCGGCAUCGCCAACCUCCCCAACCAGAGGCACAAGAUUGUUGCCAAGAGGGGAGCUGCAUUCACAAUCAUGGUUGCUGGCGAGUCUGGGUUGGGCAAGACGACUUUCAUCAACACGCUGUUCUCCACCACAAUCAAGAACUAUGCCGACCACAAGCGCCGACAUCAGAAGCAGGUCGACAAGACAGUUGAGAUCGAGAUUACCAAGGCUGAGCUGGAGGAGAAGUUCUUCAAGGUCCGCCUGACUGUUAUUGACACACCCGGUUUCGGUGAUUAUGUCAACAACCGCGACUCAUGGAUGCCCAUCAUCGAGUUCCUCGACGACCAGCACGAGUCUUACAUGCUUCAGGAGCAGCAGCCCCGCCGCCAAGACAAGAUCGAUCUUCGUGUGCAUGCUUGCCUGUACUUCAUCCGACCUACCGGUCACACCCUCAAGCCUCUAGAUAUCGAGGUCAUGAAGCGGCUGUGCUCGCGCGUCAACCUCAUCCCAGUCAUUGCCAAGGCCGAUACACUCAGCCCGGCAGAUUUGGCCAAGUUCAAGCAGAGAAUCCGUGCCGUUAUCGAAGCCCAAAGCAUCAAGAUCUACCAGCCGCCGAUUGAGGAGGACGACGAGGCGGCUGCGCAGCACGCGAGGAGCUUGAUGGCCGCCAUGCCCUUCGCCGUCAUCGGCUCGGAGAAGGACGUCAAGACAAACGACGGGCGCAUCGUCAAGGGCCGUCAGUACUCGUGGGGUGUCGCCGAGGUCGAGAACGAGGACCACUGCGACUUCAAGAAGCUUCGCUCCAUCCUGAUCCGCACUCACAUGCUGGACCUGAUCCACACGACCGAGGAGCUUCACUACGAGGCCUACCGCGCCCAGCAGAUGGAGACGCGCAAGUUUGGCGAGGCCCGCCCGAGAAAGCUCGACAACCCCAAGUUUAAGGAGGAGGAGGAGGCGCUGCGCAAGCGCUUCACCGAGCAGGUCAAGAUCGAGGAGCAGCGUUUCCGGCAAUGGGAGCAGAAACUCAUUGCCGAGCGCGACCGCCUCAACAAGGAUCUCGAGCAGACCCACGCCCAGAUCAAGCAGCUCGAGAGCGAGCUCGAGGCGUUGCAGGGCAACGCCGUUCGCAGCCACGGCCGUCGCUAG
Messenger RNA from Canariomyces notabilis, 1158 nucleotides. Its product is annotated as Septin. The transcript is spliced from 4 exons. Gene Ontology annotation, biological process: cytoskeleton-dependent cytokinesis; intracellular protein localization. The record is from RefSeq and is a predicted model, not a curated record. Lineage: Eukaryota; Fungi; Ascomycota; Sordariomycetes; Sordariales; Chaetomiaceae. Gene Ontology annotation, cellular component: septin complex; microtubule cytoskeleton; septin ring. Bases 1 to 1158 code for a protein of 385 amino acids. Gene Ontology annotation, molecular function: GTP binding; GTPase activity; molecular adaptor activity.